This is a messenger RNA of Sycon ciliatum, 4236 nucleotides long. RefSeq lists its product as uncharacterized. The coding region runs from base 1 to 4236 and encodes 1411 amino acids. Gene Ontology annotation, biological process: DNA integration. NCBI's taxonomy places the organism in Eukaryota, Metazoa, Porifera, Calcarea, Leucosolenida, Sycettidae. The transcript has a single exon. The record is from RefSeq and is a predicted model, not a curated record. Gene Ontology annotation, molecular function: nucleic acid binding; zinc ion binding.
AUGUCAGAUGCAGCUGCACCAAGUGUGCCGAGCGCAGAUAUCGCUGCUCUUGCUGAUCUCUUCAAAAAGCAGAUGGAGGCAGCCAAUGAGCGAGAGAAGCGUCUCGAUGCAAUUAUCACUGGUCUUACUCAACAGAGUCAGCCUCGCUCGUCGCCAGCACCGCCAGCUCCAAAGCCUGUCGCGGCGGAGCGACCCAUGCUGCUGUCCUCCGCGUCCCUGUCAGAGUUUGCUGCCUGGCAGGAACUGUGGGAAGUCGACUUCUCUCGGUGCCAGCACCUGACAGCACAGUCAAGGGAAACCAGGGUAUCUGCCAUCCGUCAGUGCCUUGACGAAGACCUCAGACGUUUCAUCAGGGAGGGCACCAUUGUCAUCGCGACCAAUCCUGAUGCGUGUGACGUCUUGGAGGCGGUCAAGCAGUUUCUUCGCCGACAAAGAAACCCGAUACUUGACCGAAUUGAAUUUUAUAAGCGCACGCAACAGAAAGGGGAAUUGUUUGACGGGUUCCACACUUCCCUGAAGGAGUUGUUUAACACGUGUGGUUUUGUGGAACACGAGCUCUGUUCUGCCUGUUCGGCACGUGCCUGUUCUACGUGCAAAACUAAUCUUGCACGGGUCCACGCGGACAUGAUGCGAGACCGCAUUGUGAUCGGUAUCCUGGACGACACCACCCGUCACAAACUGUUGUCCACCUCCGACCUGACAUUGGAGGCGACAGUCAAGGUGUGUCGUGCAGAAGAGGCAGCCACACAGACCAGCCACCACAUCCCUACCGCCGGCCAAGUCAAUGCUGCCAGGAAGUCGUCUUAUCAGCGCGCGAAGUUAGCUUCACAGCCCCCAGUUCAGGCGAAGCACACUUCUGCUCGUGAUAAGUGCCGUAACUGCGGACGCACAGCGCACACGAAAUCGCCGUGUCCCGCGAUCAACAAAGUGUGCCUUAACUGUAAUGGAACGGGUCACUUCCGGGCAAUGUGCCGCAGGCCUGCCAAGAAGCCGGACAAGUCGUCCAAGAUCGCACACUUGCGACUCAACCGAGCAUCUCUGUUGGACGACGCAACAGUUUCCGUUGCCACCCAGCUUGUGACCGAGCCAGAGCCCGUAGCUCUUAGUUGGCUCCCGGAUACUGGUAGCGACGUUGAUGCCAUCGGCACUCAACACCUUGACCAGUUAGGCGGAUUUGUCGAGAACCUGCUUGACGACAUCGACGAUGUUCGUACCGCAGAUGGCGCCAGUCUCACCCCUGUUGGCAAGAUUUCGGCGACUCUCAGUUGUGGACCAAACCAGCACACGUCCACCAUUCAUGUCUAUGAUGGUUUGACUGAUGCCCUCCUAUCCCGUUCAUCCUUGCACGCCCUAGGAUACUUGCCGUCCGGCUGGCCGAAGCAAAUCGCAGCAGUCCAACAGGUAGUCCCAUCGGUCGUUCCCGAUGCACCUGCGGACAAGGUUGUGUCCAAAGCCACCGACUCAGAGACGAUGAGAGCCGAACUCCUAGCUGAAUUCGCUGACGUCUUUGAUGACUCUGUGUUGAAGCCAAUGCUUGGUGGACCUAUGGAAAUAAGAGUGCGAGCUGAUGCUAAGCCUGUCGCUGCAUAUCAUGCCCGCCAGAUCCCGCAUGCGUACCGUGACCAAGUGAAGUCCCAGCUGGAUGACAUGGUCCGGGAUGCCAUCAUCGAGGAGGUCACCGAACCCAGUGCGUGGUGUCACCCAAUUGUCAUCGUGGACAAGAAAGGGACAAACGAGAAGAGGCUCACCGUUGAUUUCAAAAAGCUCAACGACCAAGUCGAACGCCCUGCUCACCCCGCACCAAGCCCUCGUGACGCUGUAUCCAGCGUUGGCAACGCAAGAUAUUUCACCAAGCUAGACGCCCGCCACGGCUAUUGGCAAGUUCCUCUGAGCGAGGCCUCCCGUCCGUUGACCACGUUCAUGACACCUUGGGGUCGGUACAGGUACCUACGCAACCCACAAGGAUUGGUCUCUGCCGGAGACGAGUUUAAUCGCCGCACCGACGCCGCGUUCGCUCAUAUCUCCCAGUUCCAGAAGGUCGUUGAUGACUGCCUCGUCUACGAUAAUGACCUGAACACCCACCGAUCUCACGUCCGGGAUGUCCUGCUCUGCGCCCGGGAGAAUGGCAUUACUCUGAGCGCCAAGAAGUUUGUGUUCGGCAUGCCAGCCGUGGAGUUCUGUGGUUACCGCAUCAGUGCUGACGGCUGGACCGUCGAUGAUGCCAAGGUCAAAGCUAUCAGCCAGUUUCCAGCUCCCAGCAACCGCACUGAUCUCCGAUCGUUUAUGGGUCUUAUCAACCAGUGUGGUGAGUUCACCCCGCACCUGUCUGAGCACGCCGCCCCGUUGCGCCCAUUGCUCAAGACGUCCAACGAGUUUGUAUGGGACUCAGUUCACACAGACGCAGUCAACGCUGCCAAGGCUGAGCUGUUGUCACCAUCAACGCUGUCAUUCUUCCAACGUGACCAGCCACUCCGCCUAGAGACCGAUGCAUCUGCUUUGCAUGGCCUUGGCUACGUUCUGUGGCAGUUGCAAGAUGGCAGGUGGCGCAUUCUCCAGUGUGGCAGUCGAUUUCUGUCGGAUCCAGAAUCCCGGUAUGCUGUCAUCGAACUGGAGCUCCUAGCUGUCGUCUGGGCGGUGAAGAAAUGUUCUCUCUACCUCGCCGGUACAUUGUUUGAGCUUGUCACCGACCACCGGCCCCUCACACCAAUCAUCAACUCGUACUCGCUCGAUCAGAUUGAGAAUCCCCGGCUCCAACGCCUGGUCAUGAAGCUUCGUCCAUACCAGCUGCAUGCCACUUGGCGUAAGGGUACUGACAACGCUUUCGCCGACGCGCUGUCCCGCAAUCCAGUGGAUGAUCCUACCCCUGACGAUGAGCUCGGUGAACACCCAGCCCUUCGUACUCCUGCCAUACGCGCUUGCAUUCGGAAAGACACCGAAGGCCAGAUUGCCAAUCUCCGGUUUGCCGAAUUGCAAGAAGCCGCUCGAGCUGACUCGGAUUAUCAGGCACUCCUCACCACCGUCCGGAACGGAUUUCCCGACGACAAACGCGACUUAUGUCCUGCUGCCCAGCCGUAUUGGACAGUCCGUCAUCAUCUUACAGUCGACCAGGACCUGGUACUGAAAGGUCCUCGCAUUGUGGUCCCGCGUUCCCUCAGGCGUAGUGUGCUUGACGACUUGCAUGCUGCUCAUCAAGGUCUCAACCGUACCAAGGCUCGUGCUCGCCAGGUGGUGUAUUGGCCCCAGCUGUCCAACGACAUUGACAAUAUCGUUCGCAGCUGCGCUGAAUGCCGUCACCACGCACCUUCCCAAGUGAAGGAACCGCUGCUGGCAACUGAGGAUCGUUGUCCUGCCCUCCCGUUUGAGAGCACCAGCGCGGAUCUGUUCGAAUGCCAAGGCUACCAGUUCCUGGUAUACGUGGACCGCAAGACCGGCUGGCCCUGUGUUGCCAAGAUAGGACGCACCGCCACCUCCGCUGACGUAGUCCGUGCGUUCCGAGGCUGGUUCGCGGAUCUCGGUGUCCCAGCUGUCCUGACGACUGAUGGUGGUCCGCAGUUUACAGCGCAGCGUUUCUCCGCCUUCUGUCAGCGUUGGCAAGUCCGCCACGUCAGAUCCAGUCCGCAUUACCCACAAUCGAAUGGCCAUGCGGAGGCGGCUGUCAAGGCCAUCAAAUCUCUCGUGUACAAGACCACCACCAACGGAGACAUUAAUGUCGACGCCUUCCGUCGUGGCUUAUUGGAAUGGCGUAACACUCCCCGUAGCUCCGGUCAGAGCCCAGCGCAGGCCCUGUUUGGCCGCCCCCUGUCGUCAUUCGUGCUUGCCCACCGGACCAGUUUUGCCCCAGCGUGGCAAGAAACCGCUGACGAAAUCGACAGUCGUGCCUCUGCCCAGUCUGAAGCAGCCAGUCAGCACUACAACCAGUCUGCCCGUUCUCUGCCUGCCCUCCACCUUGGUUGCCCUGUGGAUCUACAAGAUCCCCGCAGCAAGUUGUGGAACGCCCGCGGUACCAUUGUCGCCACUGGGAGCCACCGCGACUACAUGGUCAAGCUUCCCAGUGGCCGAAUAUACUGGCGAAACCGUCACUUUCUUCGUCCUGUUGUCUUGCCCGUAGCACCUGCACAGCCGAUGCCUGCUACCCCCAUCACUCAGCCUGCCCCUCCAGUCCGGCGCAGUCAGCGAAGCCGCCAAACCCCGUCUAGGCUGAAUAUUUCGAACACUCGUGGCCAAACUUAUGAUUAG